Molecule: messenger RNA, 1119 nt
Organism: Capsaspora owczarzaki ATCC 30864
Lineage: Eukaryota; Filasterea; Ministeriida; Capsasporidae
Product: ribosomal RNA large subunit methyltransferase J
Exons: 3
Coding region: 1-981 (326 amino acids)
Biological process (GO): RNA methylation
Cellular component (GO): mitochondrion
Molecular function (GO): rRNA (uridine-2'-O-ribose)-methyltransferase activity
Source: RefSeq, a predicted model, not a curated record
AUGCUUCGGUCGACCGCAGUACGAUUGUUUUCGACACUCUCGCUGCACGGCUCGAUUGCAGCGACGGCCGCAGCAUCUGGAUCCCGCCUCGGAGCAUCAUCAUCGCGCUGGACAAAGCGCCAGCAGAGCGACCCCUAUGUGCAUCAGGCACUCGAAGAUGGCUACCGGUGUCGCAGCGCAUACAAGCUCAAGCAACUCGAUGACAAGUUCCAUUUCCUGCGAACGCCAGCAGGACAGGCUGCAGCCAGCAAGCGGGCCACCGCGUCCACAGCUACCGCCGCGCAACCAGUAGUAGUGCGCAGUGGGCUAGUUGUCAUUGACUGUGGUGCACGGCCGGGUGGGUGGACGCAGGUCGCCGUUGAGCGGGUUGGAAAGGACUUUCGCGACCUCCUUCUGAGACACAGCAACGAGACCAAGCAAAGUUCAGGCACUCCACCCAUGGCCGGCGCACAACAAAAUGAAGCCCACAUCGACAAGGAGGAGCAAGCACAAUUGAAACCCAACGCAACAAAUGCCUCGUCAAUCGCCACGUCGAAUGGUGCAGCGAACGCCCCACCAUCACCACCGCUCUCGCCACUCGUUCUCGCCGUUGAUAUCGAGCCCAUGGAGCGUGUGCCAGGUGCUAUUGUACUACCUCAGGCGGACAUGACAGCGACACGCACACACAAUCAAUUGGCAGCCAUUCUGGGAACUCGACUGGUUGACGUCGUCCUCUCGGAUAUGGCGCCCCCGGCAAGUGGAAAUGCAGGUGUGACGCACUUGCAGUGCGUCAAUCUAAUCGAGGCUGCUCUUCGCUUUGCCACGCGGUUUCUGCGCAUCGAUGGGUGGUUUGUGUGCAAGAGUUUUCACGGCACCGAGGACCAGCUCUUGACCACAACGCUGCGUCGACACUUUCGAGAGGUGCACUUUUGCAAGCCCCCAGCCACACGAACAGAGUCGGGUGAAUUCUAUUACGUUUGCGAAGGCUUUGUUGGGCGAUAGGCGGCGGACGUGUAUUGCAAUACAGCUGAUAGGGCAACUGAAGUAAUUUAUUGGCAUCGACACACAAAGCAUGCUUGUCAACCCCCUUGAUCGCAGAAAAGACAAAACACACGCGACACUAUUUCUCGCUUUCCGAGG